ACCACCACCCUGGAGGAGCACGGGUUGAGGGAGAAACCCGGUCAGGUUUACAACUGUGACAAGACAGGGUUUCAGCUGGAGGCUACAAGAAGGAAGGUCAUAGUGCCCCGGGGGACUAAACACGCUUACAGGCAGGCCCAGGGAACCAGGGACCACAUCACCGUCCUGGCCUGCCUCAAUGCGGCUGGGGAGGAUAUCCCCCCUUUCAUCAUCUACAAGGGGGGAUAUCCAGGGGGGCCCUACAAUAAAGAAGGGGUUCCCAAUGCCCUCUACAGGAAGUCGCCAGCAGGGUACAUCGACAGUGAGCUGUUCAGGAAGUGGUUUGUCGAGCACUUCCUGAAGUUUGCCACUCAGGAGCGCCCGCUGCUGCUCAUAAUGGAUGGACAUCAGUCCCAUCUGGAUCCAGAGCUGGUCCGGACGGCACAGAGGGAGGGUGUCAUUCUCCUGUGCCUGCCACCACACUCUUCUCACAUUCUUCAGCCUUUGGAUGUGAGUUUCUUCAGACCCUUGAAGGCAGAUUUCUCUGGUGUUACAGGAGAUCUGUCGGCAGUGAGACACUCCUUCUUGGUUUCUAAGAAGGAGUUUUCAAGGGUCCUAAGAGACUCCUACCAGAGGGUGAAGGAUCGGAGAGGUGGUGGCUGGGUUCAGGAGGUGUGGCAUCUACCCUCUGGACUUGAUGGCCAUUGACUGGUCACGGGUCAUGCCGUCCAGGCCGCGGUGCGGGCCCUUCUCGCAACCUCCGCCAACCCCAUCGGCAUCUUCCUGGGCUGCGCCUGAUGUUGCCCUUCCCUCCCAACCCAAUCCCCCUUUCCCAGCCCAACCCCCACCUGCCUCUCCUCCUCCCCCUACCCCAAAUCCUUACCUCACCCAUCCCCUGGUAACAUCAGGCCGGAUUUCAGUUGACCUGGCCCACCUCCUGACCGAAAUCAAGUAUAACACGGGUAAGGUCAGGAGGAAUGUCACCAAGGCCAGGUUACUGACAGCCCAGGAGAUGUCCGACGUCAUCGAGGAGGCGGAGGACCGAGCUGCGAGGAGGGAAGCUCAAGCUCUGGCCAGAGAAGACAGAGAGCAGCAGCGGGCCAAAGACACUGGCUCGGCAGCCACUUCCCCCACCCUGUCUGGCGGCUCCCGCCCCAGCCGCAGAAGGAAAGUGUCCCUCGGGGCUACUUCCGCCUUCAGCUCCGGACUUUCCAUCGCCGGUCCCUCAACCCACUCUGCCCCCUAUUGUGCCUCCCACCGUCCCUGGCUGCCUGCCAGCACAACAUCACUCCAGAGCCUGCCUGCUGAGGAACAAGACCACCUUCCUCCAUCUACUGCCUCGAAACCUGCAGACGCCGGACCUUCAUCCAGCAACUCGUCUGCUGGACCCACGACAUCCACCGGUCACACUCCUGAAGACAUGGAGACAACAGUUUGGGAGUGUGGCCGGUGCAGGGAACCUGACCCUCCCGAAAGCGCGGAGGGAUUGGUGUCGUGGGUCCAGUGUGACAGAUGCCACACAUGGUACCACGCCAUGUGUGUGGGUUGGGACGAGGAGCUGGAUGACGAGGAGGAUUUUAAAUGUUAUUUGUGUCCGGAGUAAUUUUGUAUUUUCA
Messenger RNA from Osmerus eperlanus (European smelt), 1595 nucleotides. Its product is annotated as transcription initiation factor TFIID subunit 3-like. NCBI's taxonomy places the organism in Eukaryota, Metazoa, Chordata, Actinopteri, Osmeriformes, Osmeridae. The record is from RefSeq and is a predicted model, not a curated record. The transcript has 3 exons. The coding region runs from base 677 to 1582 and encodes 301 amino acids.